AUAUAUGAAUCACCCCCAAUACAGUCAGCUAUUUAGCCUUCUUGGAGAUAUCCAACUUCCUAUUGAUCCUCAAUUCAAGUUUCCAACGUUGAGGAUUCCCAGCUCUUUUUCAUGCUCUAAUAUUUGUUUCAGCAUGAAGCUCAAUGAACUGUGUCAUUCUUCGGACUUUGCUCCUAUCAUCAAAGAUGAAGAACAACCAAGAAGCUUCAUCCAAAUCAGGGAUUUGCCAAAGCAUGAGAAUAUGCCCAGUCUUUCACACAGAUCCUCUGCUCCACACAGAAAACAGAUUGAAGACAGCGACUCGACGCAUCACUCUCAUGAAAGUCCUAAAUCUCAGCCAAAAGAGAGUAAAGAACAGAAGAGGAAAAACAACCUCAAGAGCAUAAUGAGGUUGAUCCAGUCCAGAAAGGCCGAUACGCUCCAAGAGUUGAGCCAUCUCAACGACGACGACAUUAUCCUACAAAGGAGCCCUAAGCCAAUAUCUAAAAACUCUAAGCUCUCACACUUCAGAGGGGUAUCCCACAACGGUCGUAAAUGGCAAGUCAUGAUAAUGGGAUUCGCCAAGAAGAUUUACUUUGGAGGGAUUUCCAGUGAGGAUGAAGCUUCUCACAAGUACGACAAAUACGCCAUCCUAAUGCAUGGCCUCGAGGCCAAGACGAACUACAACUACUCUAAAAGAGAGUUAUGCCAGAUUUUAAAUUCCGAUGUGGAACUUGACUAG
Moneuplotes crassus is the source of this 721-nucleotide messenger RNA. NCBI's taxonomy places the organism in Eukaryota, Ciliophora, Spirotrichea, Euplotida, Euplotidae. The record is from the annotation of a GenBank genome assembly.